Molecule: messenger RNA, 730 nt
Organism: Microcebus murinus (gray mouse lemur)
Lineage: Eukaryota; Metazoa; Chordata; Mammalia; Primates; Cheirogaleidae
Gene: LYZ
Product: lysozyme
Biological process (GO): defense response to Gram-positive bacterium; defense response to Gram-negative bacterium
Molecular function (GO): lysozyme activity
Source: RefSeq, a predicted model, not a curated record
AAGAUGUUAAAUACUGGGGCCGGCUACCCUGGUCAGGCUGGCUGUCUGGCUGCGCAGUCAACAUGAAGGCUCUCCUCCUUCUGGGGCUCGUCCUCCUGUCCGGCACAGUCCAGGGCAAAAUCUAUGAAAGGUGUGAGUUGGCCAGAACCAUGAAAAGCCGGGGAAUGGAUGGCUACAGAGGAAUUAGCCUGGCAAACUGGAUGUGUUUGGCCAGAUGGGAGAGUAGUUAUAACACACGAGCUACAAACUACAAUCCUGGAGACCGAAGCACUGAUUAUGGGAUAUUUCAGAUCAACAGCCGCUAUUGGUGUAAUGAUGGCAAAACCCCAAGAGCAGUUAAUGCCUGUGGUAUAUCCUGCAAUGCUUUGCUGCAAGAUGACAUCACUCAAGCCAUAAACUGUGCAAAGAGAGUUGUCAGGGAUCCACAAGGCAUUAGAGCAUGGGUGGCAUGGAGAAAUCGUUGUCAAAACCGAGAUCUCACUGAGUAUAUUCGGGGUUGUGGAGUGUAACUGCGGAAUUUUCCUUCUUCAGCUCACUUUGUCUCUUUUUCUUAUUAACAGAGUGGUAGUUAAGUGAAAGGCACACUGUCAGUUUCCCCUUCAAACAAAUAACAUUCUUUACAGAAGCAGGAGCAAAAUAUGGUCUUCCUUCUAAAAGGCUUAAUGUUCACUAAUGUGGUAAUUAUUUGAUAUUAAGCCUACAAUAUUUUUUAGUUUACAAAUAGAACUAA